This is a messenger RNA of Camellia sinensis, 1610 nucleotides long. Its product is annotated as 4-hydroxy-tetrahydrodipicolinate reductase 2, chloroplastic. The record is from RefSeq and is a predicted model, not a curated record. Gene Ontology annotation, cellular component: chloroplast stroma. Gene Ontology annotation, molecular function: NADPH binding; 4-hydroxy-tetrahydrodipicolinate reductase activity. Lineage: Eukaryota; Viridiplantae; Streptophyta; Magnoliopsida; Ericales; Theaceae.
GGUUAGGGUUUGGUAAAGUAGGUAAGUAUAAUUUGGUGUUAUUCAAAAAUUAGUGGCGUGUAUUGGGAGAAAAUCAAAAUAUUCAACUUUGUGUGAGGUGUGAACUAAGCAAAUGUAAGGAAACGGUGUGAACAAAAACAAAUCUCAGCGCUACAUUUAUUUCACUUUUGACGUGGCAGCUUCACAACAAAAGAAGUACAGUUACAUAUUAUCAAGUGCAAGGGUUUGAAAGACGAGUAGAAAAAUCUUAGCUGAAAACAAAAACCAAAGUUGCCUGAUUCUGAAUACCAUUCUACACUCUCUCUCACUCCAGUGCAGAUUAUGUCAUUUGUUGUUCAAGUGCCUCAAACUUCCAUUCAAGGAUUCAAGAACUGUGCCUCCUUAUUAUUUCAACGAAGGAGAUGUGCUAGAUAUGUUUCUAGAAAGCAGAGAUCAACUAUUCCAUUGUUGUCAAUUGUGUCCCAACACAAUGGACUUCCAAUCUUGGUGAAUGGUUGUACUGGUAAGAUGGGGAAGGCAGUUAUAGAAGCAGUUGCUUCGAAAGGAAUUCAUCUUGUUCCUAUAUCAUUUAGCAGAAGUAAUGAGUCUGGGAAAAUUGUGCAAGUGGGUGGAAAAGAGAUUCAGUUGUAUGGUCCUUCUGAAAGAGAAAGCGUUUUAACAUCUGCCUUUGAGGAGUAUCCAAACUUGAUUGUGGUGGACUACACAGUGCCUACUUCAGUGAAUGAUAAUGCAGAGUUAUAUUGUAGAGUUGGGGUGCCCUUUGUAAUGGGAACUACUGGUGGAGACAGGGAGCGGUUGUAUAAAACUGUAGAAGACUCAAAAGUUUAUGCUGUGAUCUCACCUCAAAUGGGAAAACAGGUUUUAGCAUUUCUUGCAUCAAUGGAAAUUAUGGCUGAGCAAUUUCCAGGGGCCUUCUCUGGAUAUUCCCUGGAGGUGAUGGAGUCUCACCAAGCAAGCAAAUUGGACACGUCUGGAACUGCCAAGGCUGUCAUUGCAUGCUUUAAAAAGCUGGGAGUCUCCUUUGAAUUGGAUAAGAUACAACGAAUCCGCGAUCCAAAGCAACAAAUGGAGAUAAUGUGUGUGCCAGAGGAGCAUCUAUCUCGUCAUGCAUUCCAUUUGUAUCAUCUGACAUCACCCGAUCAAACUGUUUCCUUUGAGUUCCGGCAUAAUGUUUGUGGCAGCUCAGUGUAUGCUGAGGGUACUGUAGAUGCUGUAAUUUUCCUCUCUCAAAAGGUUCAGUCAAAAGCAGAAAAGCGGAUCUACAAUAUGAUUGAUGUCUUGCGGGAGGGCAACAUGCGAUGACAGUUGGGUUUUGUUUGUUUGCAGUGAUGGUUUUGAUUAUUGAGGUUCUAUUUUUGUGGGCAGAACAGUAGAAUUUUAUGGAUGAUGCUUAUGAGGGAAUUUCCUGAACAAAUGUUCGGGGUUUUAACCCCUUAAUGGUGUAGAUGAUGAGAUUCAACUGCUAUUUGGUUCCUCCCCAAUUUCUCUCAGCAGAUAGUGACAGACCGGCGGAUCUGGUGGUCGAUAAUUGUUCGGACUUGGUAAAGGUUGUCGCAGCACCUGUAGUAGGACAGAGGACUUAUUCUCUAGUCUACUAGUUUUUUUUUCUA